GACAGAAAAGAUGCUCCCUAAUGGAACCUUUCAAGGGAUAUCCCCAACGGAAAUCACUUCAAAAAGUCAAAGAAAACGCACAACCCUCUCUGUUUUUUAUUUUUAAGAAGGAAGUAAUCAAAUUCAGCUCCAUUCCAUUGAUGUGCAUGAAGAGUUUAUAAGAUCCUUUAAGUCAAGAGCAAAUGAAAAGAAUAAGACAUCAUCUUAAACUAUUGACUCAAAUCCCACAAGCUCAGACACAGAAAAUCUGCAGAUGUUUCUGUCAGGGAACUCAAGUAACUCAACUUUCUCCGAACCAUAAUGAUUCAUCAGAUGAUUUUGCUGUGGUUUCACCAAGAAUCAGACUCAGAGAUGGGAGGCACCUUGCCUAUGUUGAGAGAGGUGUCUCCAAGGACAUAGCAAAAUACAAGAUCAUCAUUGUUCACGGCUUUGGAAGUUCCAAAGAGAUGAAUUUUCUGGCACCCCAGGAAUUAAUAGAUGAAUUGGGGAUAUAUCUUCUGCAAUAUGACCGGGCUGGAUAUGGAGAAAGUGAUCCAAACCCCAAACGCUCACUAAAAAGUGAAGCACUUGACAUUCAAGAGCUGGCUGAUCAGCUACAAUUAGGACCACAAUUUUAUGUGAUUGGAGUCUCAAUGGGUUCAUAUGCUACCUGGAGUUGUCUAAAGUAUUUGCCUCACAGGCUUGCAGGGUUGGCACUGAUAGCCCCAGUCAUCAAUUACAGGUGGCCUUCAUUCCCUGGGAGUUUGAUAAGGGAGGACUAUAGGAGGAAACUUGUUCAGUGGGCACUGUGGCUUGCAAAUCACUGUCCUAAACUAUUGCAUUGGUGGGUCACUCAAAAGUGGCUCCCUUCAGCUGCUGUUAUAGAAAAGAACCCAGCAUUCUUCAACAAAAGUGAUAUAGAUAUUCUAAAGACAAUACCCGGGUUCCCAAUGCUUACCAAGGACAGUUUAAAGGAACAGGAUGUUUUUGACACUCUUCGCCAUGACUGGAGGGUGGCUUUUGGCAAAUGGGAAUUUGACCCAAUGAAGCUAAGUAAUCCAUUCCCAAAGUGUAGAAGUUCGUUUCACAUUUGGCACGGCUUUGAAGAUAAGGUUGUGCCCUCCGAACUCCAGAGAUUUGUUUCAGGGAAGCUGCCUUGGAUACAUUACCAUGAAGUUCCGGAUGGUGGUCAUUUAAUUAUAUACUAUAGGGGCUUGUGUGAGGCCAUUUUGAAAGCACUUUUACUUGGACAAGAAAAUCUUGCAUAUAGACCUACAGCCACCCUUAUUUGAAUCUUA
Molecule: messenger RNA, 1277 nt
Organism: Abrus precatorius (Indian licorice)
Lineage: Eukaryota; Viridiplantae; Streptophyta; Magnoliopsida; Fabales; Fabaceae
Exons: 5
Coding region: 183-1271 (362 amino acids)
Source: RefSeq, a predicted model, not a curated record